AUGGCUCGCGUAACCGUCCUUGGCGCCGCCGGUGGCAUCGGCCAGCCGCUCUCUCUGCUACUCAAGACCUGCAGCCUCGUUUCCGAGCUGAACCUCUACGACUUGCGCAACGCCCCCGGCGUCGCAGCCGACGUCUCGCACGUCAACACCGACUGCCGCGUUGCCGGCUUCGAGGGCCCCGCCGAGCUGGGCCGCGCGCUGCGCGGCGCGGACCUCGUCGUCAUCCCGGCCGGCGUCCCGCGCAAGCCCGGCAUGACUCGCGACGACCUCUUCGGCAUCAACGCCGGCAUCGUCCAGAGCCUGGUGACCGCCGUCGCGGAGCACUGUCCCGCCGCCCGCCUGCUCAUCAUCUCCAACCCCGUCAACAGCACCGUGCCCAUCGCUGUCGAGACCCUCAAGCGCCUCGGCAAGCUUAACGCCGCGCGCGUCUUCGGCGUCACCACCCUAGACCUCGUGCGCGCCCAGAGCUUCCUCGCCGACGCGCUGGGUCGCGACGCCCACCGCGUCGCCGACCUCGCGUCCCACGUGACCGUCGUCGGAGGCCACGCCGGCCGCACCAUCGUCCCGCUGCUGGCCGACGCUCAGCUGCGCGAGCUACAGCGCCGCGGCCUCUACGACUCCUACGUCCACCGCGUGCAGUUCGGCGGCGAUGAGGUCGUCAAGGCCAAGGCCGGCGCCGGCUCCGCCACCCUCUCCAUGGCCCUGGCAGGCUUCCACUUCGCCGAGCUGCUGCUGCGCUCGCUGGCUGGUGAGGCCGUCGCCCCCGAGCCUGCCUUCGUCUACCUGCCGGGCCUCCCAGGCGGUGCCGACCUCGCCCGCGCGCUAGCCGCCACGGAACCCGUAGACUACUUUGCGGCCCCCGUGCGCCUGGCCGCCGGCGACGCCGCCGCCGUCGACACUGCCUUUGUGGCCGACCUGGCUCCCGAGCAGCGCGCUCUGGUCGACGCCGCGCUUCCCGAGCUUGCCGCGAGUAUCCGCAAGGGCGUCGACUUUGUGCACGCCCCCAAGGCCCGCCUCUAG
Messenger RNA from Eremothecium gossypii ATCC 10895, 1020 nucleotides. It is a transcript of the gene MDH3, whose product is annotated as malate dehydrogenase MDH3. The transcript has a single exon. The coding region runs from base 1 to 1020 and encodes 339 amino acids. Gene Ontology annotation, biological process: malate metabolic process; tricarboxylic acid cycle. Lineage: Eukaryota; Fungi; Ascomycota; Saccharomycetes; Saccharomycetales; Saccharomycetaceae. The record is from RefSeq and is marked provisional. Gene Ontology annotation, molecular function: L-malate dehydrogenase (NAD+) activity. Gene Ontology annotation, cellular component: cytoplasm; mitochondrion.